Sporothrix schenckii 1099-18 is the source of this 549-nucleotide messenger RNA. RefSeq lists its product as uncharacterized. The record is from RefSeq and is a predicted model, not a curated record. The coding region runs from base 1 to 549 and encodes 182 amino acids. Lineage: Eukaryota; Fungi; Ascomycota; Sordariomycetes; Ophiostomatales; Ophiostomataceae. The transcript has a single exon.
AUGUCCGCGUCGACAUUGACCGAUGCUCAGCGUAGUGUCCGACGCGUAACGGACUUGUCUCGGAGUGCGCCACCGUCUUAUCACGGAAUUUGUCCCGAGAACGCGGCAUUUUCGUCGCCUUUGUCUUCGGUAUCGCCCCUAACGCCAACGGACGGUGAAGUAGUUACCUCUGCUUGUUGGUUGCCUUUUGACGUUGUUAGUGAUGAUGACAGUGACUACAACGGCAUCCAUGAUGUUGGCCAGUCAUUGGACUUCCACAUCGAUUGCAACUCUUACGGUGCGACUUCGACGCCCGCGGCGCUGGAGACUGCAACAAUCGCUGCAACCAGUCUUUACGGCGACGAGCUUACCAUCGCAUUGUCAAACGGCGACGCAUCCACGGUCCGCGGGGUUGUCGUUCCAGCACAUCCAUUGAUGGACUUGUCCAACUUUCUGGGACUACGGUCAGCAGCUCCACCACGGUCGAUCGUCACGCAGGACAGAGCAGCAUCACCAUCCGCCAAACCAUUGGUAGCAGGUCCAGUAACAUUACAGACGAUGUUGGCUUGA